Linum trigynum is the source of this 741-nucleotide messenger RNA. Lineage: Eukaryota; Viridiplantae; Streptophyta; Magnoliopsida; Malpighiales; Linaceae. The record is from the annotation of a GenBank genome assembly.
AUGGGUUACAACUUGCCCCAAGAUCACAAGAAGACGUCCGCCACCGUCUACCCGACAACGGGUCAGCCGUCACGCCGGCGGCCUCCUCCCUGCUCCGACGGCAGCCUACCAGUCAUUGAUGAAAACAACAAGUCCAGAAUUUCAUCAUGCCUCGAAGCCAGUGCCGUUUGUUGCUUAAUCCUAUAUUUUUCUCUCUUUUCAGUGGGAAAAAUAGCUGAUAGUUUGUCCACCUACUCUCCCCACCCCGAAGUCGCUUCGGCAGUUGUGGCGGUUAAACAGAUGAACAACGGGAGCCGAUUAACUGCCGAUUGGGCCUUUACUCUCCGUCUGAACAACGAUAAUUGCUACGAGGCGGUAGUUGUCCACCGAGUCGAGGCUUCCGUUUCACAUGCCGACUCGCCGGACCAGGUGCUCGCCUCAACCACGCAGUCUGGCAGCCUGAACGGCCCCGACGGCAGCACCGGGCUCUUGAAUCUCGCAAUACAUUUAGGGGCGGAGGAAGCGGAUGUUGGAGGGAGCGUGGCGGAUGCCAUCUCCAAGGAAAUCGAAAACAAGGACGGCCGGUUGCGCUUCACAGCUUCGAUUCUUGUUUGGGUGCGAACCACGCCCUAUUUCUUCCCUUAUCGAUAUUACUUGGCGCGGAUUAGUUGCGAGCCGUUCUGGAUCAGAUCUUCCAAUAUCAUAGGCUGGUCCGAAGACAACUACGACGACUACAGGACCAACUGCCACUCUCAUGUGUGA